Molecule: messenger RNA, 813 nt
Organism: Candida tropicalis MYA-3404
Lineage: Eukaryota; Fungi; Ascomycota; Pichiomycetes; Serinales; Debaryomycetaceae
Gene: MIA40
Product: Mia40p
Exons: 1
Coding region: 1-813 (270 amino acids)
Biological process (GO): protein import into mitochondrial intermembrane space
Cellular component (GO): mitochondrial intermembrane space
Molecular function (GO): protein-disulfide reductase activity
Source: RefSeq, a predicted model, not a curated record
AUGUAUAGAUUCAUUACUAAAUCAUCACCAAUUAUUCGUCAAACUAGUUCUAGAAUUGCUAGACAAUAUUCUACCAGAUCAUCUGCUAACAGCAAUGUCAAUACCAAAUAUCUUGUUGGAGUUUUAGUUCCAACCAUUUUUGCAUUCGGAUACUUCACACAAUCCACUAAUUCAAUUCAAAAUGCAUCUGUUGCUGAUCGUAUUAGAGAAGAUUUUGCUGAAGGUGAUGCUAUAGCUAAAGAUGCUCAAGAAAGAUUAGAAAUCACUCAAUCUAAAUUACAAAAAGAAGAUGAAGCUAAAACUAUUCAAAACGAUGAAAAACAAGCUGUUGAAAAAGUGGGAACUAAAGUAGAUGAUAAACCAAAACAAAGAGAAGAACAUGCUGAAAGAAAGAAAGACCAACCUGAAGAAACCCAAAAAGGAGAUGAUAAACCAUCUGGGGAACAACAAGGUGAAGGCAAACAAGAAGCUGCUUUUAAUCCAGAUACCGGUGAAAUCAAUUGGGAUUGUCCUUGUUUGGGAGGUAUGGCACAUGGACCAUGUGGUGAAGAAUUUAAAGAAGCAUUCUCAUGUUUUGUCUUUUCAGAAACUGAACCAAAGGGAAUUGAUUGUAUCAAGAAAUUUGAAAACAUGAGAUCUUGUUUCAAGAGAUAUCCAGAACAUUAUAAGGAUGAAUUGUAUGAUGAUGGCGAUGAAGAGCAAAGUACUGAAGCCACUGAACAUAUUGUUCUUGAAACUGCUGAUCCUGCUGUCCAAGAAAUUGAACAAGGCAUUGAAGAAGGUAAAGUUAAAACACCAAAAUCUAAAAAUUAG